This is a messenger RNA of Paramecium primaurelia, 282 nucleotides long. The record is from the annotation of a GenBank genome assembly. NCBI's taxonomy places the organism in Eukaryota, Ciliophora, Oligohymenophorea, Peniculida, Parameciidae.
AUGAAUUCAAUUCUCAAGUUCAGAUACUUAAUAAAGUUGGAUUUCACUCUUAAAAACUUAAAGAACUUUAUUAGACUUACCAGAUUUAUGAUUUAUUAGAACUUCUAAAUUACAUACAUAUAAUAAAAUUAAGAUUAAUUAUUACUUUCAGAAUUUAUAGAAAAUAAAGACUUUGAAUUUGAAAAACUGACAUCUAAAUUAUUUUAAGAAAAAUCAGUCUGUUUCAAAUUAUCUUUUUCAUAAUUUCUGAUCCUGAAUCUGAAGUUAGUUUAAAGGCCUUGA